Messenger RNA from Paramuricea clavata, 4102 nucleotides. NCBI's taxonomy places the organism in Eukaryota, Metazoa, Cnidaria, Anthozoa, Malacalcyonacea, Plexauridae. The record is from the annotation of a GenBank genome assembly.
AUGCAUUGUUUCUGGCCAAUAACGGUGGACGCAGACUACGCUAUUCGUGUAACAGUCAAAACUCUUGAUUUCGGCGGUUGUGAAGCAUGUGGCGAUUUGCAGAUAUUUGAUGGUUUAACAAUAUCUAGUACAAAGCUGGGGGAAUGGACCAAGGGAAAACCAGAUCUGAUGUCAAGCGCAAAUCACGUGCUCAUCACGUUUAAGACAAAUCAGUUUGCCAAAACUGAUGGGCUGGAAGUGAAAUAUGAAAUAAUCAGGGUCGUUAAUCGUAUGUUUGAUAGUAUAUUUUUAAUUAAUUAAUUUGUUUUAUAUGUAGGCUAACAUUUUAAUUGAUUUAUAUAAUUUUAAAUAUAACUUUAAUACAAUUAAGCAGGUAGUGGUUGGUUGCCUUUCUUUGUUUCUUUGUUCAACAAUAAUUAUUUUUCAAGGAAAAUUAAAAUAAAUCACUAUGAUCAAGAGACUGUAAAUAUAUAAGGAAACAUGUAAAAAUUGCUUCGUAUUCCCUUGCUUUCUAGUUUGUCCACCAGAAUCUGCAGAAAACGAAGGAGAAAUUGAGACUUAUGGUUUUCCGCAAGACUAUCCAGGAAAUAUGGAGUGUUCCUGGAAACUUAAAGCACCUGAUAAUUACGUGAUAAGACUGACCAUAGGUUCUGUUUCGUUCCCGAAAUGCACCACUCCAGAAUUGGCUAGGGAUUAUAUUGACAUUUAUGAUGGUGACAAUGAAUUUGCGAAUAAAAUAGUUGAAAACUUUUCUCAGUGUUCAAAAGCCAAAAAUAUCGAUUUGGUUUCACGUACUAACCGGUUAUUUGUCGUGUUUAAAUCUAAGUCGUGGCGCGGGAGUAAAGGAUUUAAGGGAACCUACAAUUCAAUUUCUAAGGACAAAGGCAAGUAAUCCUUUCAUGCAAAGUAGUUGCUUUGUAACAAAAAACUUGGUUUUUAGAUGGGUGAAAGCCUCUCAUUUAGCAAAAGUGAAGAGGAGAGAAGCACAUCUUUGCUAGAGUGAUCAGGGAUUAUUGUAGGAAAAUGUUUAAAAAAACUGAAAAAUCAUAAAAAGAUUUUAAGCUAUGGUACAAACGGGUGUGGUAGUGGCGUUCCUCUCCGGGAACGAGAAAUAAGAAACGAGGAAUCUGUUUCUGUCGAGUUCCAAAAAGACUGAAAUAUAAACAUGCACAAUAGCCGCCAACAGGGACCCCUUCAGAGAUAUCAGAUCAUCUGGGAAAUUUAUUGAUUUGCUUUAUCUUAAAUCUUCGCCAGGUCAUUUUCCACCUUAUAAUCUCGCUAAAAUCUCGCUGUCUAAUUUGUCUUAAAAUUAUUUUCAUUUUUAUGUUAUAUAGUAUGUCCUGGGAGUGGAUUACUUCCCGCAAGUACAACAUUGGAAAAAUCAAUAAUUAGUCCAAAUGAUCGAGAUUAUUAUUUGGGUAACAUAAAAUGUUGGUGGUUAAUCCAAUCUGAAGCUGGAUCCGUUAUCAGGUUUAGCGUACAGAAAAUAGAUUUUCAGUACUGCAGAAACUGCGCAUGCGAUUAUAUUCAAAUAUAUGACGGUCCUUCGGAGCAAAGCAAGUCAUCGGGCAAAUGGUGUAAGAAUACUGCUGAUCUUCUUUCGAGUGGUCAAAGCAUGUAUAUUGUGAUGCGAACUGAUACGUUUUGGGCGUAUGAAGGUUUUAAAGCAAGUUACAAAGCUAUACCGGAAACGAACGGUAAUUAAAAUUUCAAGUUAUAUCCGGUUUUUGUAAGGUAAAGAUCAUAAAGACCAUUGAAACUGACAAAGUUUUCAAAUGGAAAUAACCGGCUUAAAAUCGCUAUUUUAAAACCCAUCUCAAUAUUUAGUUACUACCUUGUCUUUAGUUACUAGUGCACAUUCACUUUGUCUUUUAGUUUGUCCUGAAAGUGGGAAACGUGUCGAUUCUUCCGGAUCAAUACAAAGUCCAGGUUUUCCUGGUCAUUAUGAAGGCGGCUUAUUUUGUGAAUGGAAGAUUACUGCUAAUGUCGGCUACAAAGUUCAUAUAACUGCAGGGACAUUUAAUCUACAAGACUGCCCACGCUGCGAAUGCGACAAGAUUGCGAUAUACGAUGGUGAUUCUUCAGAACGUCGUGCUCUUGGUAAUUGGUGCACUUCUUCUCCUUUUAAUGUGAUUUCCAGCGGACGAAACCUGUAUGUAUUAUCUUCAGUAGCAAUUUUGAUGUCAUUGGUGGAGGAUUUAAGGCAACAUACGUCACAAUCAGAGAUGAGGAAGGUUUGUAUACCCAUAUAAAGUAGUUAACAUUAUACACAGUGCUGGAUUUAUUUAACCAUGUGGCAGAAGCGGCAUAUGCCACUGGCCCCCGUGCUUUUGGAGUUGCCGCGCUUACUCUUUUCGAAAUUUUUGUACCCUGUUUCGGCACGGGGCCCAAAUCAACAUAAUUAAUGCACAGCAGGUACAUACUUUUAAGUUAAUGCCUGUUUUUAAAUCUAAGUAUUGCAACAUAUUAUAUAAUGCAAUAUGUAGCUGUCAGUUUGUCAGAUGAUAUAAUUAUUGCUGAUAUUCAUUGUGUAAAAAGAAUUCUAUAUUAAGGUCAUGGUAACCGUUUCGGAUAAAGAUAUAGCAAAAAUUAUGUAAUCUUCUUGACAUUGUGCUAUAUGCACACUUUUAAUAUGUUAUUUGCUGUGUUGGUGUAGUGUACUCAGGUGAAUAUGAUAUUUGUGAUGUUACUCUGAGUGUGUAUCCACACCGGGCAAGCUUGAAAAACAUGAUUAUUAGAUUACACUGAUAUCGAAGGAACUAAACUCAGUUCCGAAAUAUCACAUACUCGAACCGACCUGACCGCGUAGCUCAGUUGGCAGAGCCUUGGGCUGGUAUUCCAAAGGUCGUAGGUUCGAUUCCCACCGUGGCCAGGCAUGUUUUUCAAGCUUUCCCGGUGUGGAUACACACUCAGAGUAACAUCACAAACAUAAUCUUGUAUGUUCUCCACGCACAUACUUUUUUUCCGGUGUGGAUAUACACUCAGAGUAACAUCACACGCAUCUUAUUCACCUGAGUACAUAACACCAAGACAGCAAAUAACACAGGUAACGUUUCAACGCAUGGAAUACAAAAUGAUAUUUUUAUAUUUUUGAAUCUUUUUGAAUAGGCAAUUCCAGCUUUUAAUUUAUGCGCGCAGGGGGUGAUGGGAAGUAAGGUAUCAUAUUGCUGAUUAUGCUGAAAAAUAUCAAUAAAAACUGCCGGAACAACCGAAAUAUUUCAAUAUGUACAAGUUUUAGCUAUCACUCCGUGUGUGCACGGCCACCAUUUUUAUUUUUUUAGCAUAAUCAAUAAUAUGAUACCUUACUUCCUAUCCCCCCUGCACGCAUAAACUACAAGCUGGAAUUGCCUAUUCCGUGUUUAAAACGCCGUUGGGGGAGGGGGGUCAAGGGGCCCCGCGCUGAUAAUAUACCACGGGCCCCGCGAAACGUUAAUCUGGCACUGAUUAUAGAGAUUGACCCAGAUUUGCCAUGAGGACCAACAACAUGAAAUUUAUUUUAUCAUGGAAAGUAUUUUCACGUCAUUGUUUUGUUGUGAAAAAAAAACCACCACGUUUGCUGCCGGUUUUCUUAUGAAAAAUAAUGCAGUGUUUCCCACAAAAACGAUCGAAGCAAACAAUUAAACAUAAUAAUUUGAAUUAUAUAAGGUAUGUACAGCAUUGUUUGCGUCGUUAGCUCUAUAACUUAUAAUCCUUGCUGAAGUUUUGAUAGCAGUAUGACGUCUUGAUGUCUGUUUCUUAUAUAGUAUGUCCAAUGUCAAAAGAAAGUGAUACCACUGGAACAAUAAAUACCAUUAAUUAUCCUAAUGCAUACCCUGGUAACCUGGAUUGUACAUGGGAUAUUCGUGGUUCAUCCGAAAACACCGUGAUCAAACUUGAUUUUAUCCCUGGUUCACAGUUUCUUUGUAACAAGGACAUGCUUCGAGUCUACGAUUCAGGUCCAGCAUCAGAAUUUAUUCCUUUUGAACCAUGGUGUAGCAAUAACCUCCCAAAGUUUAUAUUCAGUUCUGGUUCAAGAUUGAACGUAAAAUUUCAAACAGAUAGCAAAUCAAACCAGAAUGGCUUUAUGGCAACGUUUAGGUUCAUCAAAAAGAACGCAGGUACA